Messenger RNA from Colletotrichum godetiae, 300 nucleotides. RefSeq lists its product as uncharacterized. The record is from RefSeq and is a predicted model, not a curated record. The transcript is spliced from 2 exons. Bases 1 to 300 code for a protein of 99 amino acids. NCBI's taxonomy places the organism in Eukaryota, Fungi, Ascomycota, Sordariomycetes, Glomerellales, Glomerellaceae.
AUGCGUGUCACCUUCUUCACCGUCUUCGCGCUCGUGGCCGCCGUUGUCGCACAAGCACCAUACACCGGACCUUGCUCUGAUACCGCCUGCGGCGUCGAGAGCGAGAACUGCGAUGCCCAAGGCCGCCAGUGCUUCCCGUUCCCCAACAUCGCUCCAGCGCUCCGCGAGGGCUGCGUCUGCGGUUCUGGUUUGGGGAUCAGACUCGGCAAAGAUCAAAGCGGCAAGGCGCGCAUUAAAAAGACCACCGGAAUCUCACUUGAAAUGGUUCGGUGGAACAUGGCAUUGGAGCAUGGCACAUGA